This is a messenger RNA of Peromyscus eremicus (cactus mouse), 3525 nucleotides long. It is a transcript of the gene Fnip2, whose product is annotated as folliculin interacting protein 2. Gene Ontology annotation, molecular function: ATPase inhibitor activity; protein-folding chaperone binding. The record is from RefSeq and is a predicted model, not a curated record. Gene Ontology annotation, cellular component: cytoplasm. The transcript has 18 exons. Lineage: Eukaryota; Metazoa; Chordata; Mammalia; Rodentia; Cricetidae. Bases 1 to 3411 code for a protein of 1136 amino acids.
AUGGCCCCGACCCUGCUCCAGAAGCUCUUCAACAAAAGGGGCGGCGGCGCGGCGGCCGCCCAGGCCCGGCCGCCCAAGGAGGAGCCUGCUGCCUUCAGCUGGUCGUGUUCGGAGUUUGACCUGAGUGAUAUUCGCCUGAUAGUGUACCAGGACUGUGAGAGGAGAGGCAGACAAGUCAUGUUUGAUUCCAGAGCCGUUCAGAAGACGGAGGAGGUGGCGGCAGCCCAGAAAGCAGAGGAUGUCCCUGUUAAAAUGUCAGCCAGGUGCUGUCAAGAGAGCAGCGGGAGUGGCAGCGUCAGCGGCGGCAGCGUCUCUUCCCACAGCUCUGGAGGAUCCCUACAGCAUGCUAAGGAGCAGCUUCCAAAGUACCAAUACACGAGACCAGCUUCCGACGUCAACAUGCUCGGGGAAAUGAUGUUCGGCUCUGUCUGCAUGAGCUACAAAGGCUCAACCCUGAAGAUACACUACAUCCGUUCUCCUCCACAACUGAUGAUUAGUAAAGUCUUUUCUGCUAGAAUGGGUAGCUUCUGCGGAAGCACAAAUAACCUGCAGGACAGCUUCGAAUACAUCAACCAGGACCCUCAGGUUGGAAAACUGAACACGAAUCAGAACAGUUUGGGUCCUUGUCGCACUGGAAGUCACCUAGGUCUGCUGCAGGCAUGCAGCGGCAAACUGCUGCAGGGGGUGUCCGAAGGAGGACCGCUCCGGCUCACCCGCAGUGCUUCUUUCUUUGCAGCACACAGCACACCAGUUGAUAUGCCAAGCAGAGGCCAGAGUGAAGACAGGGACAGUGGCAUUGCUCGAUCAGCUUCACUGAGCAGCCUUUUGAUCACACCCUUCCCGUCUCCGAGCUCCUCGACAUCCUCCUCCAGCAGUUACCAGCGCCGCUGGCUUCGAAGUCAGACAACAAGUUUGGAAAAUGGCAUCUUUCCAAGGAGGUCAACUGAUGAGACGUUUAGCUUGGCUGACGAGACCUGUAGCUCUAAUCCAGCCAUAGUGAGAAGGAAGAAAAUUGCCAUCAGCGUCAUCUUUUCCUUGUGUGAGAGAGAAGCAGCACAGCAGAACUUCCAGGACUUCUUUUUCUCCCACUUCCCCCUCUUUGAAUCCCACAUGAACAGGCUCAAGAGCGCCAUUGAAAAGGCCAUGAUCUCCUGCAGGAAGAUAGCAGAAUCAAGUCUCCGUGUCCAGUUUUAUGUGAGCCGUCUGAUGGAGGCACUGGGAGAAUUCAGAGGGACUAUCUGGAACUUGUAUUCUGUUCCAAGGAUAGCUGAACCAGUAUGGCUUACCAUGAUGUCGAGCACGUUGGAAAAAAACCAGCUCUGCCAGCGCUUUCUCAAGGAAUUUAUACUUCUGAUUGAGCAAGUCAACAAAAACCAGUUUUUCGCUGCCUUACUGACCGCGGUGUUAACAUACCAUUUGGCCUGGGUACCGACCGUCAUGCCUGUUGAUCACCCUCCCAUUAAAGCCUUCUCAGAGAAGCGUACAUCUCAGUCGGUGAACAUGCUGGCCAAAACGCAUCCGUAUAAUCCUCUCUGGGCACAGCUGGGUGACCUUUAUGGAGCGAUAGGCUCUCCAGUGAGACUGACCCGCACAGUGGUGAUUGGAAAGCAGAAGGAUUUGGUCCAGCGCAUCCUUUACGUUCUGACCUACUUUCUCCGUUGCUCUGAACUACAAGAGAAUCAGCUGACCUGGAGUGGGAAUCCUAGUGAAGAUGACCAAGAUAUAAACGGGAGCAAGAUUGUAACAGCCUUGGAAAAAGGAGAGGUGGAGGAAUCUGAGUAUGUGGUAGUUACAGUGAGAAACGAGCCUGCUCUUGUCCCGCCAAUCCUACCACCAGUGACGGCUGAGACAAGGAGCCCGGAGCCUAGAGGAGUAGCUGAGAUCCCAGAAGGCGCCGAUACUAGCGAACUGGGUCACAAACCUGACCGAAACAGAUGCAAGAGGCCAGAGCAGAGUUCUGAGGCCAGUAGCAUGGGGUUCCAAGAGGCAGAGCCUGACAGUUCGUGGACACCUCAAGGCAUAGUCUGUGAGGACAAACAGAAUGACCAAGAGGCACCCCAAAAUGACUCUUCAAGACCUCCCAGCUCUGAGGUUCCCAGGGUAAGACUAAGGAUGGACCCACAUGCUGUCCAUGAGGAGCUGCUAAAGAAACCAGCUGAUAGGUCAGCAGCCUGGCCCUGCCCUGACAGACAUUCCCAGGAGGAUCCUCCUGUUGAAAAGGUCACCUUCCACAUUGGAAGCUCCGUCUCUCCAGAGGCCGACUUUGAAAGCCGCACCCAAAAAAUGGAAGAGCGGUUAAAGACCUGUGGACAGUUUUGUGGGACCAGUGCCUCUGUCAGUCCUAGCGUGGACACUGGCCUGACUCGAGACCAACAGGGCUCCAGGUGUUCCUCCAAAGCUGACUUUCAAAAGGACAUUGCCCUUCCUGAGGACCAGUCCUCGGGAGGAGGAGGUGUCUCUGAGGACAGAGGCCUCCAAGCCAACAUCACGGCAGGUGCUGGGGGACAACUUAGCCAAGCUCAUGGCCGCCCUGCACCUUCCAGCUGUGCAGCAGGCAGUGGCCAGAGACCACUGGAACACACUGGAGAUUUGCAAUGCAAAGGCAAGAAAAGACCUUCCUCAGAGCAUGUAAACAGAUGUAGACAGCAGGGUGGCCUGCUGGGUGCUGCAGAUGUCCCCUGUGGGGACGCCCGUGGUAAGGCCAACUUCAGGAUCGAAGGAGACCUUCCCAGGAAUGAAAGCUUGGAUAGUGCUCUCGGAGACAGUGAUAAUGAAGCAUGUGCUUUAGCCCUGCUAGGCCUAGGUCCCAGUUGUGACAGGACUGAAGGGUCCUUGGAAGUGGAGCUGCCUCUGCCAAGGUCUCAGAGCACCAGCAAGCCAAAUGUUAGAAACUUUGCCCGCUCGCUUCUGGCGGGCUACUGCGCUACGUACAUGCCGGAUUUGGUGCUGCAUGGAACCGGCAGCGACGAGAAGCUGAAACAGUGCCUGGCAGCUGACCUGGUCCACACGGUGCAUCAUCCAGUGCUUGAUGAGCCCAUAGCCGAGGCUGUCUGUAUCAUUGCAGACACGGACAAAUGGACUGUCCAGGUGGCCACGAGUCAGAGGAAAGUGAUGGACACCAUGAAGCUGGGCCAGGAUGUCUUGGUCUCUAAUCAGGUGUCCUGUUUACUUCAGUCCAUUUUACAGCUCUAUAAGCUUCACCUUCCUGCCGACUUUUGCAUCAUGCAUCUAGAAGACAGACUACAGGAGAUGUACCUUAAAAGUAAAAUGCUUUCCGAGUAUCUCCGGGGACACACGCGUGUGCACGUGAAAGAACUGAGUGUGGUGCUGGGGAUUGAAUCUAACGACCUGCCUCUGCUGACGGCGAUUGCCAGUACGCAUUCUCCUUACGUGGCGCAAAUCCUCUUGUAACCGACUGCAGGGCCGUUCUUGGAAAAGAAUCCGAAAGGAGGGAGCCCUCAGUGACGGUGAGGCUGUGGGAGCACGGAGCAGACAUGGAGCUGCUGAGGAGUGGCUGUCCUCGUC